AGCAGUACCGCUCAUAUAAUCAAUAUGCCUCUUCUUGUUUUUGUUGUUAAUGUUCUUUCAUAUUUCGAUUCCUAACUCUUGUUGUUGUUGUUCUUUCAUGUUUCGAUUGCUAAUUGAUCUUGAUACUACGUACACUUUGCGGCAGCUAUCUUAUUGUCAUGAUGAGGAGAGCUCUGCCUUGCUACAAUUCAAGCAAAGCCUUACUAUCGAUGCAUCUGCUUCGGGUUUAGAGGGUGCUUAUCCGAAAGUGUUGUCCUGGAAACAAGCUCAAGGAGGAAACAACACCAACUGCUGCACAUGGGAUGGGGUCGAAUGUGACGAACACACGGGUCAUGUGAUCGGGCUUGAUCUCAGAAGCAGUUGUCUCUACGGCUCUAUUCACUCCAACAGCUCCCUCUUCCGUCUUGUUCACCUUCAGAGGCUGAACCUUGCCGAUAAUCACUUCAAUUACUCUCAAAUUCCUACUAGCAUUAGGAAUUUUCCAAGGCUCACCCAUCUCGACCUCUCUGCCUCUGUAUUUUCUGGUCCUGUUCCAGAUUCUUUUGCAAACCUUACAAAAUUGUCUGUUUUUAGGAUUAGUACGAGUCUACUAACUGGUCCAAUCCCAUCCUGGCUAGGUAAUUUUAGCGAACUAGAGUACCUAGACUUUGGUUAUAACAAAUUGAGUGGUUCAAUUCCUACAUCAUUUUCCAAUCUCACGGACCUCCAGAUUCUUUAUCUUCAGUCCAAUAACCUGAGCGGUAUAGUGGAGUUUCAAACAUUUCAACACCUGCAAAAUCUCAACCAACUCGAUCUAAGAUCUAAUUCUCUGGAAUUUUUAUCUGAAUCCACAGCUGUGAAUGCAAGUACUGUUCCACAAUUCACCCAACUAAGGUUAACUUCAUGCAACAUAAAAGAGUUCCCAUAUUUCCUGAGAUAUCAAAAACAUUUGGAGCAGUUGAUGCUCAAUAAAAACAAAAUCCAUGGUCAAGUACCGAAAUGGAUGUGGAACAUGAGCACAGAAUCCUUGAUUCGGCUAGACAUUUCUGAAAAUUUCCUUUCAGGCCAACUUCCUGUUUUCUUUCCUUGGGUCAACCAACUACACUUGAGUCUUUCUUCCAACAUGUUCCAUGGGCCACUGCCGAUACCUGCAUCAUCCACUUUAGUCUAUGAAGCUAAUGACAACAAAUUUACUGGUAAACUUUCACCAGUGAUCUGCAAUAUGAGUUCUCUUCGGGCCCUUGUAUUGGACAAUAACAACUUGAGUGGCAUGAUUCCGCAGUGUUUCGGAAACUUCAGUGAUCGAUUGACACUUCUACUUCUUCGAAAUAACUCGUUUCAUGGCACUCUACCACAAACAUACACCAACAAAAGCAACUUGAGGAUACUUGAUGUGAGUCAAAAUCAAUUGCAAGGGCAACUACCAAGGUCAUUGGCGAAUUGUCUGAUGCUUGAGACUUUGGUCCUGUCAAACAAUUACUUCAAUGAUGUCUUUCCCUUUUGGAUGGCUACUCUACCUGAGUUGAAACUUUUGGCAAUGCGGCAUAAUGCGUUCCAGGGAUUGAUAGGAAAGCCUGAAAAUAAUCAGCAGUUCCCACAGUUGCGUGUCUUAGAUAUUUCUCACAAUAACUUCACAGGCAAGUUUGUGGCUGAAUACAUCUUCUCCAAGUAUGCCAUGAGAUCAGUCAACCAGUCGUCCUAUAUGAGGUUUGGCAUCAAUUACAGCUCUGGUAAUAAUGAUUGGCUCAUUUAUGCUUCCACGAUUAAUAUAACCAUUAAAGGUGUGGAUAGAUACUAUCCAAGGGUUCAAGAAGCUUUUGCAGUCAUUGAUAUCUCAAGCAACAAAUUUGAAGGGAAGAUUGAUGAAUCCAUUGGGAGUCUAAAAGGGCUUUGGUCACUUAAUUUUUCCAAUAAUCUUCUCAGCGGUGGUAUCCCGUCAUCGUUUGGGAACUUGACGAAUCUUGAAGUACUAGACCUUUCCAAUAACAAGCUCUGGGGAGAGAUUCCCAAACAAUUCGCACAGCUGACAUUCCUUGCAGAAUUCGAUGUCUCUCACAACAAUCUCACAGGUCCAAUACCGCGUGGACCGCAACUCAAUACCUUCUCUAGCACUUCAUAUGAGGGAAAUCCCGGAUUGUGCGGAGAUCCUUUGCCAAAGAGAUGUCAGAGCUCUAAUGCCCCACCGCAACUGCCACCUUCAAGCACAGAAGAAAAUGAUUCUGGAAGUGAAUUUGAAUGGGCUUUUGUGCUCGCUGGAUGCGGAAGUGGGUUCGUGGUGGGAGUUGUGCUUGCGGACUUGGCCAUCACACGGAGGCGUGAGUUCUUUCUUGAGAUAGUUGGAACGUUGAUCAGACUAAUGGAAAUGAUCACAAGCUGGAAGGGGUUUGGACGCUGAAAUUGAUGAGUUUAUUAUAGAGUUAAUGCCAUUGUUAUGUUGUGUUUUAUUGUCUUUCUAUAUUUGUUUCCUAGCUAGUUACUCCUACCUGCUAGCUGAUUUGUAUCUAUAUAUGUCUUAUUAAGGAGUACGUGUCUGGCAUGGUUUAAAGGUG
Molecule: messenger RNA, 2528 nt
Organism: Rosa rugosa (rugosa rose)
Lineage: Eukaryota; Viridiplantae; Streptophyta; Magnoliopsida; Rosales; Rosaceae
Product: receptor-like protein 20
Exons: 2
Coding region: 50-2374 (774 amino acids)
Molecular function (GO): protein binding
Source: RefSeq, a predicted model, not a curated record